AGAAGCACCUUCGCUUGCUUUCUUUCCGUGACACCUUACUGUCACUUCGUCUCCGCAGGGUAUCGGGUCGGUUUCUACACCGUACCGUUUUAUCCUAUCGCAGGCACAAACUGUGGUUCUCUCUAGCUGUGUCUGAGACAGCAUCGUAGCAGCUGCGGGCAUCAUUGGGGUUUGUUUAUUAGCUCGUUGAACGUGUCAUUCGCAGAGCAUAAAAAGAUUUAUCGUUGCUUCUCUCCCUUUGUUUGUUACACAUUUCCUCUUUUUUUCUUUGCCUUGAAAGCGAUAAGUGUGGACUCUUCAGCACGAUGCGGCGGUCCGUCGUUUGCUGCGGCUCCAGCGUCCUCUGCAAGGACUACCCUCACGCGCGGCUCAUCACGCUCAACAAUCCAAAGUCGAUGAACGCGCUGAAUUACGACAUGGUGCAGGAACUCCAUGACUUGUACUUUGCCAAGCCAGCACCGGCAUCCUCGUUGUACGUCAUCAAAGGUGCGGGCACGAAGGCUUUCUGCGCCGGCGGGGACGUGAUCGGGGUGACAACGAACACCCCACCCGGCUGUGGGCGGAACUUCUUCUACUGGCAGUAUCAGAUGGACCACAAGGUGUAUGAGAUCCCGGCGGGGCAGGUGGCCCUGUGGGACGGCUACGUGAUGGGCGGCGGCGUUGGCUUGUCCUUUGGCAGCAGGUAUCGCGUGGCGACGGAGAAGGCGUGCUUUGCGAUGCCGGAGGCGGCCAUCGGGAUGAUUCCUGAUGUGGGCGGGUCGUGGUUUCUGCCGCGGCUCCCCUUUCCUGGCCUUGGGCUCUUUAUGGGACUGACGGGACAUCGUAUUCGCGGUGCCGAUCUCGUGCACCUGGGCUUCGCGUCGCACUUUGUGCCCUCGGAGAAGAUCGGGCAGCUCGAGGAAGAUCUCUGUGCCCUCUCCGAUGCGGCAGAGGUGGUGAAGGUGCUGGAGAAGUACACGGUGCAACCCGCGCAGUUGCCACCUUGCACGCUCGCCCCGUCACUGCCGUUUCUGCGCGAUCACUUCGCGAUUGAUGAACAGCAGAAUUUGCCGGCUAUUGUGCAGGCAUGUAGGGCACAUGCGGACAAAAACUCGCUCGCCAAGGCGGCCGCGGACGUCAUCCCGACCUACUCGCCCACCGCUAUGGUACUUGCGUUGGAGGUACUACGCCGCGGUUCGAAGCUGAGAUCGAUCAUCGAGGCGUUUCAGAUGGAGUACUGCGCGACGCAGCGUGUGUUGGUGGAGCACGACUUCCGCGAAGGCGUUCGGGCGUUGCUCAUUGAUAAGGACAAGCAGCCGAAGUGGAAACCGUCGACGUUUGAGGAGGUGACGAAGGAGUCGAUUGAAGCCUAUUUCCAUCCUACCCAUCCAGACCAGAUGGUGUGGGACCCGGUGAAACCACCAACGUCAGCGACGCAGUGA
Leptomonas pyrrhocoris is the source of this 1421-nucleotide messenger RNA. RefSeq names its product putative mitochondrial enoyl-CoA hydratase/isomerase family protein. NCBI's taxonomy places the organism in Eukaryota, Euglenozoa, Kinetoplastea, Trypanosomatida, Trypanosomatidae. Bases 306 to 1421 code for a protein of 371 amino acids. The transcript has a single exon. Gene Ontology annotation, molecular function: 3-hydroxyisobutyryl-CoA hydrolase activity. Gene Ontology annotation, biological process: L-valine catabolic process. The record is from RefSeq and is a predicted model, not a curated record.